UCAGGUUGUGGAGGUGGACCUCUUGUUGGAGAGCUGGUCAAAAAUACAGCAGGAAGGCCAGCUCAGUUCAGGGUGAAGAUGAGGCUCAGGGUACUGAUACAGCGGCAGUACUAUCUAGAAGAAGUCCUGAUGAUCAGAAUUCACUACAGCAGUUCAUCUGUACUAUAGAGAACCACAAUCAUCAGGAACCUUCAGGCAGUGACCCUGAAGUCUCUCCUGCAGCAGAGGAACAUCUUGCUGUUCAUCCUGAUGCAGAUGUCCUCCAAUCACCAGUAUGGAGCGACAAUGUCGCUGAGACUCCAGUCGAUACCGCAUCAGACAUUGACAUUGCCCAGGCUCCAGUCCUUUGUACUGCAUCUGACUGGAGCAUCAGUGCCGGCCUGACUCUAGCCUUUACCACAUCGAACUGGAGUGGGGAUUUCGUCCAGACGUCAUCUGACUGGAACAUUUAUGCUGGCCUGACUUCAGCAUGCACCAUGUCAGACUGGAGCACUGAUAUCACACAGACUCCAUCACGCACUGCAUCAAACUGGAGCGCUUACGUCACCCAGAAUCCUGUAAGCACAGUGUCAGACUGGAACAUUGACAUCACCCAUAAUCCAGACCGCACCGCUUCUGAUUGGAGCACCGAUAUCGUUCAGACUCCAGUCCGGCGCACCCCUUCCAACUGGAGCAACGACAUUGCCCAGACUCCAGUCUGCACCACAUCAAACUGGAGCGUCAAUGUCAUCCAAACUUCAGUUAGUUCCACAGAGGUCCCUGUGUCACCUCUGACAAGGAAGCUGGAGAAAAAUGGAAAGAUGAAAAUUGAGGUCAUCAAUUCCUGCCACUAUGUGAUCGGCGACAUGCUGGGUGAAGGGACUUUUGGAGCUGUGUAUGAGGGGAGUCGUCUGCAGGAUGGCUUUAAGGUAGCAGUGAAAUAUGUCGCAAAGACUGAGAAUGUGGAAUACAUUAGUAUCCUGGGUCAUUCCAAGCCGCUUCCACUAGAGGUUGCACUGCACAUCCUCGCCAACAGAGGCCCCAGCAUUCCAGAAAUAAUCCAACUGCUGGACUGGCAGGACCAGCAUGACCAUUAUAUUAUGGUGAUGGAUUGCCCCUCACCCUGCGAGGACUUGUUUGAAUUUGCAGAACGCCGCGGAGGCAGCAUCGAUGAAAGCUUAGCUCGUGUCGUCAUGCGGCAGGCAACACAGGCUGCCUACAUGUGCUGCCGCCGUGGGGUUCUACACGGCGAUAUCAAACUUGAAAAUCUGCUCAUUAAUAAGGAGACCCAUGAAGUCAAGCUAAUUGAUUUUGGGUGUGGCGACCUCCUUAAGAAAUCGGCCUACAAGAUAUUCACUGGCACUGAUCAGUACUGCCCCCCGGAGUUUAAGGAGAAGGGUGAGUACAAUGGGAAGCCAGCAACAGUCUGGUCCCUUGGUGUUCUCUUGUUCGCAUUGAUAUGCGGGGUUUUUCCCAAUGCUGAUGACUUGAACAAGAUCAAUGCAAACAACUUCUCCAAAGCUGGCUUGUCAGAAGAAUGCUGCCAGUUGAUUAGUUCUUGUCUCCAGCAAGAGCCAGAGCAGCGGCUUCGAUUAAGUGAGAUUCUUCUCCACGACUGGUUCAAGGUCACAGGAGUGGAGAAGCUAAAAACAGCGUAAAGAAAAGGACAGGAACCCCUGGAGUGGUUCUGCAGUCGUGGCUUUGGCCGCCAAGAUCCCUAUCGUGGCUCCAGAGGUUCUUGUCAAAUCCACAAGAGCUAGUUCCUGUCUCCCUCCACAUCCCAAGAUGUUCCAAUCUGUUUGGCCCUAGUCAUAGCUGGUUCCGAAGGCUGCCCUCUUCCAAGGGAAUACGUUUGCCCUAAAGAUUUCUGCCCGAGAGCCAGUGGCAGAGAUCACACCACUUCCAAAGUUGGUGCCCUGGGACCACAGCUCCCUAUCUUGGGCUUCCUGGGUCCGAGUGAUUUGUGUCAGUGUGUCAGGAGGCGCUGUUUCCUGAUUAUGUUCACCUGAGUACUAAUGCUGCUGCCAAACCCUUUCUUUCUUCUGAAGAGAUCACAGCGACAGCUUUUUUCAAUGUACUGAGCUGGAUACAGUGCGUUUUGUGAAGUACAUGGUGUGUCCCGUGAAAAUGAAGAGGAUGGAGAUGAUGACAAGGAUGCCGAAGUGUUGUGGCUGGGGUGCAGAGAUGACCAUGAUGAAGUGCAGCAGGUCCAUCAGGACAAAGGCAUCUACUCACCAACUCGAGCUGUAAUGACUCCAAGGAACAGCAGGAUGAUGGAGACGUAAGACUCUGGUCCAGUCCCUGCUGGCGCAUUCUCAAACAGCACAGUAUUAUUGGUCCAGUGAAUGGAGGAA
Onychostoma macrolepis is the source of this 2333-nucleotide messenger RNA. RefSeq names its product serine/threonine-protein kinase pim-2. The record is from RefSeq and is a predicted model, not a curated record. The coding region runs from base 477 to 1637 and encodes 386 amino acids. Gene Ontology annotation, molecular function: ATP binding; protein serine/threonine kinase activity. The transcript is spliced from 11 exons. Gene Ontology annotation, biological process: negative regulation of apoptotic process; regulation of mitotic cell cycle; protein autophosphorylation. NCBI's taxonomy places the organism in Eukaryota, Metazoa, Chordata, Actinopteri, Cypriniformes, Cyprinidae. Gene Ontology annotation, cellular component: cytoplasm.